AUGAGACUCACUGGUAUUCUUGAAAUUCUCACCGCUGAACCAACAUCUGCUCCUACACCAGAAAUUGUUACUUCGUUUGAGCCAGCACUCAAUAAUGUUACUGCAGGUAGAGCGACACUUUUUGUACAUCAACGAUUGGCAAGACUUGAAAGAAAUACUGCUGGUGCUACUACUGAGGAGGUUACACUGUACGAUAAUGUUGCUGCUAACGUACAUAAAGACACGCAUUUUCCUGUCGCAAAAAACGCCAUUUAUCCUGAAAAAAGGAAGGCAUCACUAUUAACACUCGGAGGAUGUAGAGAAGAAGAGGUCUUGAGAUAUUGA
This is a messenger RNA of Mucor mucedo, 324 nucleotides long. RefSeq lists its product as uncharacterized. The transcript is spliced from 2 exons. The record is from RefSeq and is a predicted model, not a curated record. The coding region runs from base 1 to 324 and encodes 107 amino acids. NCBI's taxonomy places the organism in Eukaryota, Fungi, Mucoromycota, Mucoromycetes, Mucorales, Mucoraceae.